Messenger RNA from Xyrichtys novacula (pearly razorfish), 2996 nucleotides. NCBI's taxonomy places the organism in Eukaryota, Metazoa, Chordata, Actinopteri, Labriformes, Labridae. The record is from the annotation of a GenBank genome assembly.
AUGGACCCAAAGGACGAAACGAAAACCUCAACAUUUGACAGGUUAGAUGUUUUCUUCCAGACUCAGUCAUAUUUAAACAAAAAAAUGUUUUAAUAUCAAAGAAAGCUUUCUGUACGAUACACGUGACCACAAUAAAAGUGUUGGUAAAUUUUAAAACUAGGAAAUCACUGGGAGUGCAUUCAUGGACUGUUUCCUGUUUAAGGAAGAGGAAGACCUUUUGGUUUUAUAUCAAUUAUGAGACUAUUAGGAGGCUAUGGUUUACUAAUAAGUUCCAUAAAUAUUCCUUAAUGGGUUAUUGUGUUAAAUGCAUCAAAUUCAGUACAAUUUGAUUUUUAAAGUCAUUUAUCCUCAAACAGUUGUAGACUACUCAGGCUACUUUGUGUUUUCUUAUGUGGGCCAUUUUACCUUCAUCAUUAAGAUACUAAUUGUUCUUAAUAAGUCACAUUUAAUACACAUAUGUGGUAUAUAACAUGCAGCCUUCAAACCAACUGGUAUCAAAAUAUCUUUAAAUUAAAACUGAACAUUGAUAUGACUUUUUUAAAAGCAGAGUGUAACUCAGGAGGGCUUUUUGACUACUUAGUCUACUAUAAAAGCUGAAUGCAGGUACAGAUAUAUGGGGUUAAUAAGCACCAUUCGCACAUUGUUUUGGAAUGCUCUAGAACAAAUGGUCCAAAACAUUAUUCCAAAAAAAAAAAAAGAAAAAAGAAAUAUGUAUGCACUUAAUGAGAAAAAAAGUAACAAAUUAGAAAUUCAGUGUGGUUAUCAGGUCAGGACUGACUCUUUCAAUUCUCCUGUGCUCCCUUCAGUCCUGUUUGUGUGCAUAAUCCUCACCUGGAUUUGCUGAAAGAUGACAUCCUCUACCACUUCAGUUUAGGAACAGGAACACACAACCUACCAGCGAUGUUUGGCGAUGUCAAAGUAUUGAUCUUUUUAAGUCUUUCAUUAAAAAAUCCUUUGUUAUUGUAAUUUCAGAAGUUUACAAUAUUCAUUUUGUGUGUGUGUUUUCAGUUUGUGUGUGUUGGAGGAAGUCCCUGGAGAAUGAAAGCAUUCAUUAAGUACAUUGCUGCUGAGCUCGGUAUGGAGGAUCCCCAAUCAGACUACCCGAAUAUCUGUGCCGGGACAGACAGAUAUGCUAUGUACAAAGUUGGCCCUGUGCUCUCUGUCAGUGUAUGUAAGAACAAAAUCUUAUUCUUAAAUCAAAUGCUGUACAAAAUAUUACACUUAUCCUUACGGUGCACUUGAAAAACUGCAUAGAUAUGAAAAAAAUCUGACGUAUGUGAAUUUUAUCUUCCAGCAUGGAAUGGGUAUCCCGUCCAUCGCCAUAAUGUUACAUGAGCUAAUAAAGCUCCUCCACCAUGCACAUUGCACAGAUGUGACUAUUAUCCGUAUAGGGACCUCUGGUGGAAUAGGUAAGUUAAAUUGGACAUAUUUGCACUUUACCAAAGUUCCCUAUUUAUGCUCUGAUCAUUCAUCAAUCAAACAUGUGUAUACAAGAUGAUACUUGAUACUCUUUAAAUGAACUUAAUGAACCUGUUUAAAAGGAAUUUCUUGACCCGUGUAUAGCUCUUAGUGUUGUUUAAUGUCUUCACUGAAAGUUAAGUAAAUUCCUAGGGGAUAUUUCAGAGAGCAAGUUGAGUGAAAAGCUUUUAGUUUGGAAACCGUUAGUUGAGGGAAACUGUUUUAGUUCUAGUCACAUGGGCAGCUCUGACCUCUGGGUCUUUUUCAUAGAAAUAGCAUAAAAACACUGGCCUGUAUUCAUAUUUCCAGCUGAAUAUGUGAAAUAAGUCCUGCUCUGCCUUUUACUACUUACCAUACACAUGACUGAUUUAGUAUGACCUCCUCAAGCAUGAUCAAACUCACUCUAAACAGCUUCCCCUGAACAGCAAACUCAGAAUUUGCCUACCUCACCCAAAGAACCCAUAUUAUUCGUGUACCACAAGAGGGAGUCCAAGAUCCCUUAGAUUUUUGAGUCAUCUUUUUGUGUUUAGUUUUGAUAUGGCAGUGAUAAUUUUUUUUUUCUGUUUUCCACAUCCCAAAAGUUUUUUUUUCACCUUCUCAAAUUUAGGAUUGAAAUAAUUUGUAUGUUUGUGGCAAACAUUUGAAUUUACUGUCCAUAUGUGUAAUGACCACAUUGGUAAAUAGGAGGUCAAAAAAAUGCUCUCUUUGCCUAAAUUAAAAAGAGUAAACAUAAUGAUUGCCUUAUUUAAAGUGAAUAUCAGUAGAGUAUGCUAUCUCAUGCAUUUAGAUGUAUAUAUUUUUUAAUCUCGUAAUCCAUUUCUGUUUUUCAAGGGCUUAAACCUGGCACUGUAGUGGUCACUAAGCAAUCUGUCGAUGCCACCUUCCUGCCAAAGUUUGAACAGGUAAUCUUGGGAAAGACAGUGGUGCGCAACACAGAUCUGGACCAGUGCCUGGCUGAGGAGCUGUUACAGUGCAGCAAAGAGCUGAACCAGUUUGACACAGUGAUAGGCAACACCAUGUGUACUCUGGAUUUCUAUGAGGGUGAGUACUCUUAUGCUUUACAUUAUAUAUACAACAUGUUCAUGUGCUAUUGUUGCUAUCUUGCAGUAUUUCUUCCAUAUCUGAUUUUUUUACACCAGGACAAGCCCGUUUGGAUGGUGCAUUCUGCUCCUACUCUGAGAAGGAUAAACAAGACUACCUCAACAGAGCCGGUGAAGCAGGGGUUUGCAAUAUUGAAAUGGAGUCUUCGGUUUUUGCUGCCAUGUGCAAACUGAGUGGCCUCCGUGGUAAAUAAUACUGCAUUAAUGCUGCAUGCAUGUAAUACUACAAUAUAUCAAAGCCGACAAAGUUUCAGUGUCUCUAAUGCUCAUAUCUUUUUGUGCAAAGCGGCUGUGGUGUGUGUGACUCUACUGGACCGUCUGAAGGGGGAUCAGCUGAGCAGCUCCAGUGAAGUUCUUCACGAUUACCAACAGCGUCCUCAAGUACUGGUUGGCUGCUACAUUAAGAAGCAGCUGAAUGCCAAAGCAGUACGUAACUAA